Molecule: messenger RNA, 1062 nt
Organism: Penicillium maclennaniae
Lineage: Eukaryota; Fungi; Ascomycota; Eurotiomycetes; Eurotiales; Aspergillaceae
Product: RING finger domain protein
Exons: 3
Coding region: 1-1062 (353 amino acids)
Biological process (GO): protein polyubiquitination; protein monoubiquitination
Molecular function (GO): ubiquitin protein ligase activity
Source: RefSeq, a predicted model, not a curated record
AUGGAGGAGGACUUGCAGCGGAAGAUUCUCCAAAGGACACUCAAAGAAGUGGAGGAUGAAGAAGCUGAAGGCGAUCCUUGUGUCAUUUGCCUGGAGACCAUCACUGAGCCCUGUGUUGCGGUUCCAUGCAAACACUCCAACUUCGAUUACCUAUGUCUCUUGAGCUGGCUAGAACAGCAGCCGAACUGUCCACUAUGUAAGGUUCAACUCGCGAAGGUGCAAUAUGAUCUAAAUGACCCGCGGGGCGCCAAAACAUACAAUGUUGCUCUCACGCAACCGUCGAAAGAGUCUCACCAGACCUCUGGAAUUCGUUCGCGAGCUCUCGCAGGCGGCCUCUUAAUAGAUAAUGUACGAAGGCGACGACACAGACCCCCUCCGCGCCAGCCUUUAGCUCCCACGGAUGAUCCUCUCGCCGUGCGACGAAACGUCUAUCGCAACCAACUAUACUCCCUUCGAGUCGGGUCGAAUCGGCUUUCACAAUACACGGAAGUGACACCGGAACAGUUCAACCGCGAUGAAGCGCUCGUUUCGCGCGCUCGGAAAUGGAUCCGCCGCGAGCUACAGGUCUUUGCUUUCCUGAAUCCGGAUACCGAAGAUCAGCCAUCCGGCCCAGCUCGUCCUGGACCCCAGAGGCUGGAAGAACGUAGAGCCAACAAUGCUGAGUUCCUCCUCGAGUAUGUGAUUGCGAUUCUGCGCACCGUCGAUAUCAAGGGUAGCGCGGGGCAGGCGGAGGAGCUACUUCGAGACUUUGUCGGCCGUGAAAAUGCGCGCUUAUUCUUACACGAAUUACUGGCUUGGUUGAGGAGUCCUUACACGUCCCUACAGGACUGGGAUCGCCAUGUGCAGUAUCCAAGGCCUGCGCAACGCCAAAUUCCUCCGCAGCGUUCUUUGGAAACAGGCGCCGGCGGAGACAGGUCAAGGUCGGAACUGCAUCCCCAGUUCGUGAACAUGAUCGAAGUCUCUUCGAUCGGAUUUCGAGACCGGGAGACCACAAUCCUUUACAUGUUUCCAGAGCCCGUUCAGAUCGUCGCCCAAGGCCACCGCGGAACCGAGACCGUCUAG